AUGAGUACUAAGACGCCAUGUGUCUUGCCACCAUCAGAAAUGGAAAUCAGCAACAGAAUGUUGUCCGUAAAUGACAAAGGUCGCAAGUAUAAGGUUGACGUCCUGUAUGGUCCGACCAAAGUCUGCGGAGUCCUGAAACACCGCACGACGAGGGUCGAACAUAUCAAAGAGAAACUGGAAAGACUUGGAUUCGAGGUGAAACUCAGGCGGACUCUGGACUACGAGAUGGUGAUAUUCGCGUUCGAAGGUCAUACGGUUUUCACGUGCCUAGCAACUAACCUGUCGGUCUUGGGCUGUUCAACCAACGACCCCACGGCGUACAGACUGAUCAGCCUGAUGUUGGCCGAACGAAAUCAUGCCAAUAGAAUGUGUAAAAUAUUUAAAUGUUAA
Messenger RNA from Metopolophium dirhodum (rose-grain aphid), 390 nucleotides. Its product is annotated as UPF0728 protein v1g117062-like. The transcript is spliced from 2 exons. Bases 1 to 390 code for a protein of 129 amino acids. The record is from RefSeq and is a predicted model, not a curated record. Lineage: Eukaryota; Metazoa; Arthropoda; Insecta; Hemiptera; Aphididae.